UCAUCAAAAACAGACGGGGGCGUAUAAAUACGCAACUCCCACACAACGCUCCACUUCACGUUACUCAGCGGCAGACCUUAGUAGUGACUCUUGGAAAAGCCGAUCAAGUCCCUGCACCACUCAACAUGCCUCCUUACACCAUCACCUACUUUGCCGUGCGAGGGCGAUGCGGGGCCAUGAGGCUCAUGCUGUCAGACCAGGGGCAGGAGUGGAAGGAAGUGACGGUGCCCUUUGAGGAGUGGACGAAGGGAGACCUGAAGGCCACUUGUGUUUUUGGCCAGCUGCCAAAGGUCCAAGAUGGAGACCUGGUGUUGGUCCAGUCCAAUGCCAUACUGAGACACUUGGGCCGUAACCAUGAUGCGUAUGGUAGUAACAACAAAGAAGCUUCCCAAAUUGACAUGAUGAAUGAUGGUGUAGAAGACCUCCGUCUUAAAUACGGCAAGCUUAUCUACCAGGAAUACGAUACCGGAAAGGAUCAGUACAUCAAGGACCUCUCUGGUCAUCUUUCAAAGUUUGAAGCUGUUUUGGCCAAAAACAAGUCUGGCUUCUUGGUUGGAAGCAAGGUGUCUUUUGCAGACUACAGUUUGCUUGAAGUUCUGCUCAACCAUCAGGUGUUGUGCCCCACCUGUUUGGACGCGCUCCCAGCCUUGAAGGCGUUUGUAGCGAUGAUGUCAGCCCGUCCAAAACUCAAGGCUUUCCUAGACUCUGAUGACUUCAAGAAACUGCCCAUCAAUGGCAAUGGGAAACAGUAGUACUGUAGGUCUACUGAUGACCGGGGUACUAACCCUACCCAUCCUCACAUUGGCACUUAGUGGACUUGUUUUUUUUGGGUCCUCUUUUUGUAGAGAAUUGCUAACCGUUGUUUGAUAACUCUUUGUACACUUGCAAUACAAUGUACUUACUAUUGUGAAUUAAUAAACAAGCUAAAUGUGAAUUGAAAAAGAA
Molecule: messenger RNA, 945 nt
Organism: Clupea harengus (Atlantic herring)
Lineage: Eukaryota; Metazoa; Chordata; Actinopteri; Clupeiformes; Clupeidae
Product: glutathione S-transferase P-like
Biological process (GO): glutathione metabolic process
Cellular component (GO): cytosol
Molecular function (GO): glutathione transferase activity
Source: RefSeq, a predicted model, not a curated record